Molecule: messenger RNA, 679 nt
Organism: Racocetra persica
Lineage: Eukaryota; Fungi; Glomeromycota; Glomeromycetes; Diversisporales; Gigasporaceae
Source: the annotation of a GenBank genome assembly
AAGAAAGAUGAGAGAAUAACUAAAGACUUUUUAAUGAACGAAUUCAGAAGUCAUGUGAAGUAUCUUGGUAGAAGGAAGCGUACGGCUCCUCCAGAAGAACAUCGUUUUUUUGAUAAUUUAAUCGAAAAGUUUGAGCGUUGGGAACAAAAUAUCAAAGAUGAUGAUUCCUCAAAUUAUAAAAGCAUUUAUAUAAGCUUUCAGAACGAAAAAAAAGUGUACGAAAAAGAAUUUAGAAGGCUAAAAAAAGAAAACGAGUCACUUAAACAAGAAAUUUGUGAUAAUAACGUUAAAAUUCGUGAAUUAGAAAACCAGAUUGGGGAGUUGAAAAUUAGUGUCGAGGAUCUAGAUGUUGAAAUCGAACGUAUGGAGAUAGACAACAAUCAAAAGAUUAAGGAUCUAAAGACAGAAAUCGAAGAGUUGAGUCCUUAUAAAAAGCUUUACAUAAGAGAAAAUUAUGAAUUAACUGUUGAAACUGGAACUUUACGGGGUCAAAAAAAUUUCUGGGAAAACCAAUAUAACAAACUUAACAAAUUAUACAAUUACCAAGUUAAAGCGGAUGACAAACUUUACAAAUUAUACGAUGACCAUUUGAAAGCGAGAGAUAAAACAGAGAACGAUCUUAUACGACUAAUCGAUUGUUUACAAGAUGAGAAUAAAAGAUUAGAAUCUCGGUUAAAUG